Messenger RNA from Solanum verrucosum, 1988 nucleotides. Its product is annotated as GATA transcription factor 26-like. The record is from RefSeq and is a predicted model, not a curated record. The coding region runs from base 123 to 1754 and encodes 543 amino acids. The transcript is spliced from 8 exons. Lineage: Eukaryota; Viridiplantae; Streptophyta; Magnoliopsida; Solanales; Solanaceae. Gene Ontology annotation, molecular function: sequence-specific DNA binding; zinc ion binding. Gene Ontology annotation, biological process: regulation of DNA-templated transcription.
UUAUUUUCUUAGGAAGACCAAAAAAAGAGAAGCUUUUUCUUCACAAGACUGGUUUUUUUUUCUUCCCUUUUCAAUUUAAUUGUUUUUGUGAAAUUUUACGAAAAAAAAAAAAGAUUGGAAAGAUGGGAAAGGAAGGACCUUGCUAUCACUGUGGUGUUACAAGUACUCCACUUUGGCGUAAUGGACCUCCAGAAAAGCCAAUACUGUGCAACGCAUGUGGAUCUCGGUGGAGAACAAAAGGGACUUUGGCAAACUAUACUCCUCUGCAUGCAAGAGCAGAACCUUGUGACUUUGAGGAACACAGGGCUUCACGGUUCAAAAACAUUUCUAUGAAGAACAAAGAGGCCAAAAUUCUGAAACGAAAGCAAAGUCAUGAUAAUGCUGAAGUUGGAACUCCUCCUGAUUAUAAUCUAGGUUUCCGUAAGGUCUUAGAUGAAGAUACUAGCAAUAGGUCAAGUUCUGGCUCUGCUGUCUCAAACUCUGAGAGCUGUGCGCAGUUUGGUAGUGCUGAAGCAAGUGAUUUGACAGGUCCAGCGCAAUCCAAUAUAUGGGAUUCAACGGUGCCUUCAAGGAAGAGAACCUGUUUCAAUCGUCCAAAGCCAUCUUCAGUAGAAAAGCUCACUAAAGACCUAUAUACCAUCUUACAUGAACAACAAAGUUCAUACUUGUCUGCAUCCUCUGAGGAGGAGUUGCUUUUUGAGAGUGACAAGUCUAUGGUUUCUGUUGAGAUAGGACAUGGAAGUGUACUAAUGCGGCAUCCUAGUACAAUAGGUAGAGAAGAAGAAUCGGAAGCCAGCUCUCUUUCCGUUGACAACAAGCACCGUUCUGUCAGUGAUGCUUAUUCACGAUUGACUACCCCUCCUGUAAAUAUUAGUAAGGGUGUCAAUUCACCAAAUAUGGGUACCGAGAGAAUCAAGAAACCUACUGGUCCGGCUAUAGAACAAGACCAGAUUAAAAGAAACAAGGAUCACCUUGAAAAACUACAAAUUCUUGGACAUCAUAAUUCACCCCUUCGCUAUAUAGACCUGAAGGAUGUACUUAAUUAUGAAGAAUUCACAAGUCAUUUGUCAAGUGAUGAACAGCAGCAACUACUGAAGUACUUACCACCUGUUGAUUCUUUUGCGCCUCCAGAUAGUCUUAGAAGCGUGUUCGAGAGCUCUCAAUUCGAGGAGAACCUGUGUUCCUUCCAGAAACUUCUCGCAGAAGGUGUUUUUGAUAACUCAUUUUCAGGAGUGACAUUAGAAGAUUGUAGAAACUUGAAGAGAUUUAUAUUGUGCUAUUUAACAAAGUCAAAGUGGAUGCAACAAUAUAAUUUACUCAAGGACAAAAAAUGUAAGAAUAGUAGCAGCGGCUCUGAAGUUGCCCGAGAGCCAAAUGUUGUUGGCACAUGUCAUUCAGCUAAUGUGAAGAAACCACGGGAGGGGCAAUAUCCGAAGUGUUCAGGUGCAAAGACGACAAUGAAGAGCCCCAAAAGGGUGGUGAUGAAAAGCAUCUAUGAGCAGAAGGAACUAGUAGACAAUGAUGGCUCUUGCUUCAGUCCAAGAAGCUCGUUUGCCUUGCCUUCUGAGAAUAGUUCCCUCGUUCUGGAUUCUUUCUGUUCUGCAAAUGAAAACUCCCAUCAGGACUUGCUGCUGGACGUGCCAUCCAAUAGCUACUGCCCUCAGGCGGAACUACUCUUACCUACAUCAAGUUUUACUACUCAAGCAAGUACUACUAGUAGCUCAAUGUACCCUCCACAUUUCGUCCGUCCCUAACAAUACCAUCAUUACUUUGCUUGCUUUCCUUAGGAUAUCAAAAAGCUAGUUAAAAGUCAAAACAACAUCGUAGUGUUGCAUAUCCCAUGCAAACUUUAUAUUGGAAUUUGUCAAAGGGAUUCGGAUGGUUACCUAUUAUCUUUUCGCUGUUGACCUAUAUUGAAACCGGAUUUUUUAAAAUUACCAUAUGGAUAUGGUUGUUUUCCCCUUGAUGAAAACUGUGUAAUAUAAGUU